Messenger RNA from Tachyglossus aculeatus (Australian echidna), 2234 nucleotides. RefSeq names its product nuclear RNA export factor 1 (gene NXF1). The coding region runs from base 76 to 1929 and encodes 617 amino acids. Gene Ontology annotation, molecular function: RNA binding; protein binding. The transcript has 21 exons. Lineage: Eukaryota; Metazoa; Chordata; Mammalia; Monotremata; Tachyglossidae. Gene Ontology annotation, biological process: poly(A)+ mRNA export from nucleus. The record is from RefSeq and is a predicted model, not a curated record. Gene Ontology annotation, cellular component: nucleus; cytoplasm.
CCGGGCGGCGCAUGCGCAUCGUCCCCCUGCCGGGGCGGAGGGCGGGCCGUCGGCGUCGAAGGCGUCUCGGCCCCCAUGGCGGACGAAGGGAAGUCCUACAACGAGCACGACGACCGCGUCGGGGGCAGCUUCCCCCCGAGGAGGCGGAAAGGCCGCGGCCCCUUCCGAUGGAGGCCGCACGAGUCAAGCCAGCGACCCCGCAACCGCGGCGGGCAAGGCCCCCGGCCCCCUCGCCCCGAAGAGGACGACGGUGAUGUGGCCAUGAGCGACGCCCACGAAGCUCCCCGUGGCCGAUUUAAUCCCUACGCUCGGCUGAACCGCCGAGGGGACAACUGGCCCGAGAGAGCCCGCAACGAGCGGCGGGACAAGAACGCCCAGGACCGAGGCGGGGCCGGGGCCGCCCAGGACGGCUCCUCGAAAAACUGGUUCAAAAUCACCAUUCCCUACGGCAAGAAGUACGACAAGUCGUGGCUGCUGAACGCCCUCCAGAACAAGUGCAGCGUCCCCUUCAAUCCCGUCGAGUUUUACUACGAGAACAACCGAGCCCAGUUCUUCGUGGAAGACGCGAGCACGGCGGCCGCCCUGAAGGCGGUGAACCACAAGAUCGCCGACCGGGACAACUACAGGAUAUCCGUCAUCAUCAAUCCGUCGGCCCCUCCCCAGUCGGUGCAGAACGAGCUGAAGCCUGAGCAGGUGGAGCAGCUCAAGAUUACCAUGAGCAAACGCUACGAUGGCUCCCAGCAGGCCCUGGACCUCAAGAGCCUCCGUUCCGACCCGGAUCUGGUAACCCGGAACAUCAACGUCGUCCUCAACCACAAAAAUUGCAUGGUGGCCACGCUGCGCAUCAUCGAGGAAAAUAUCCCCGAGCUGCUGUCCCUGAACCUGAGCAGCAACAAGCUGUACCGGUUGGACGACCUCGGGGACCUGGUUCAGAAGGCCCCCAACGUGAAGAUCCUCAACCUGUCCCGCAACGAGCUGAAGUCGGAGCGGGAGCUGGAUAAGGUGAAGGGAUUGAAGCUGGAGGAGCUGUGGCUGGAUGAGAACCCCCUGUGCGACAACUUCCGGGACCAGUCCUCGUACAUUAGCGCCAUCCUGGAGCGGUUCCCCAAGUUGCUACGACUGGACGGUCACGACUUGCCGCCGCCGAUUGCCUUCGACGUGGAAGCGCCCACCACGCUUCCCCCCUGCAAGGGCAGCUACUUUGGCUCUGAAAACCUGAAGGCCCCGGUCCUGCAUUUCCUCCAACAGUAUUACACGAUUUACGAUUCCGGGGACCGGCAGGGACUGCUGGACGCCUACCACGACGGCGCCUGCUGCUCCCUCAGCACCCCGCUGAGCGCCCAGAACCCAGCCCGGAGCAGUUUGGGCGAAUACAUCAAGGACAGCAGGAACGUGAAGAAGCUGAAGGAUCCCACGCUGCGGUUCCGCCUCCUGAAGCACACUCGCCUCAACGUUGUGGCUUUCCUCAACGAGCUGCCCAAAACCCAGCACGACAUCAACUCCUUCGUGGUGGACAUAUGCGCCCAGACGAACACGUUGCUGUGCUUCGCCGUCCACGGGGUUUUUAAGGAAGUGGAUGGGAAAUCCCGGGACUCGGUCCGAGCCUUCACGAGGAUGUUCAUUGCCGUGCCCGCGGGCAAUUCUGGGCUGUGCAUCGUGAACGAUGAGCUGUUCAUCCGGAACGCCAGCACGGAGGAGAUCCGCCGGGCUUUCGUCAUGCCGGCCCCCACCCCGUCCUCCAGCCCCGUCCCCACCCUGUCGGCCGACCAGCAGGAAAUGCUGCAGAACUUCUCCACCCAGUCCGGCAUGAACCUCGAGUGGUCGCAGAAGUGCCUCCUGGACAACGACUGGGACUACGCCAGGGCAGCGCAAGUCUUCACCCAGCUCAAGGCCGGGGGCAAGAUCCCCGAGGUGGCGUUUCUGAAGUGACGGGUCGUCCCGCCGGACCGUCGGAUCUCCCCCCCCGACCGCCGCGCCGUGGCCGGGGCCUCCCCCUUCGGACUGUGAACGCGGGGCCGCCCGCCCCCCUCCGCCUCCCGGGCCGGCGGCAGCCGUCUGGGGGGGAGGCCUCCCUCCCCGUCUCGACGCCUCCGCCAAGGUGAAGCUCCUCGCGUCUAAGACCCCCGCCGACGCUCACCCGGGGAGUGAGAGGGGCCCCCCGGGACCGGCCCCCCUCCUCCCCUCGGGGGGCCUUCGAUUCCUUCCUUCUUUUUACGAUAAAGGAUGAAGUUUUA